Messenger RNA from Trypanosoma conorhini, 396 nucleotides. RefSeq lists its product as uncharacterized. The transcript has a single exon. Bases 1 to 396 code for a protein of 131 amino acids. The record is from RefSeq and is a predicted model, not a curated record. NCBI's taxonomy places the organism in Eukaryota, Euglenozoa, Kinetoplastea, Trypanosomatida, Trypanosomatidae.
AUGGAGAGCGCUGAAACCGUGUCGUAUCCUAGUGAGGAGAUGAUGGUCCGAUUGAUAGAGGAACAACUUUGGUGCGGCUAUGACGGUGUUCAGUCGUCUAUUAAACUCCCCUUAGCGGACGAAAAUGCCACUUAUUUGCGUGAAACCCUCUUUCCUACCCUUAUCCCGGCCCUCUAUGACUUAGUGAGGCGUGAGCAACAGAGACUUUCCCAACCGUAUGCAUUUCCCGACCGAUUCCAAGCAACAGGAAAUACAAAUCCGGUGACGUGGCUAGCACAGUACCUUCUGCGUAACAAUACGCAUCAUAGUACGAAUCUUCGCAAUCAUCCGUAUGUAUUGGUCAACUAUGAGAUGCUGAGGAAGCAAAAGGAAGCUGGGGAAGCAGCCGAGCUGUAG